Messenger RNA from Ilex paraguariensis (yerba mate), 971 nucleotides. The record is from the annotation of a GenBank genome assembly. NCBI's taxonomy places the organism in Eukaryota, Viridiplantae, Streptophyta, Magnoliopsida, Aquifoliales, Aquifoliaceae.
AUGACCUUCUCGACUUCUCCAACGAUGAUCUCUUCUCCUCCACCACUGCCACCGACUCCUCUUCCGACCANAUUUUCGACGCCGGACUACUUUCGCAUUGAUGACCUUCUCGACUUCUCCAACGAUGAUCUCUUCUCCUCCACCACUGCCACCGACUCCUCUUCCGACCACCAACACGCAAACACCUCUGCUGCCGCCAACCAGUUCCACACUUCCAAUCCCAAUCACUCUCUCACCGACUUCACCGACGACCUCUGCGUCCCCAAUGACGACGUAGCGCAGCUCGAAUGGCUUUCUACCUUCGUCGACGACUCAUUCUCCGAUUUUCCGACGAACAAUUUCGCCGGAACCAUAAAUGUUAAAUACAACAGUUCAUUUCACAGCUGCUCUCCCAGAAAACGCUCCAAAUCGACCACCUCCACCUGGACCUCAUCUCACUCUACGAUCGCUAACCCUAGCUCCAAACCAGACACUACAAACAGCAACGAUACAAUGAAGAGAGAGAGUGCGUUUACCAGAGAUCGAUCGGCGUCGAGGGAGAUGGUGGGGCGUAGAUGCACGCAUUGCGCGUCGGAGAAGACGCCGCAGUGGAGAACGGGACCGUUGGGGCCCAAGACGCUUUGCAAUGCUUGUGGCGUGAGGUUCAAGUCGGGUCGCCUCGUGCCCGAGUACCGACCCGCCGCGAGUCCAACCUUCGUGCUGACUCAGCACUCCAACUCUCACCGAAAGGUCUUGGAACUCCAGCGACAGAAAGAGCACCUCCGUCAACAACAACCGGACCCGCCGCAAAUGAACCAUCAACAGCACAACACCGUAACUUCGAGAACCGCUGACGUCAUCUCAAACACGUGUCAGCAUCCUAGGGUUUUUCAUGGAGAGUUCUUCACUUCUCUGAGUUGAUCUCCAGUUUACUGUUGUUGGGUUAGAACUUACUAUAUCAGAAAUUCUCUUUUUCUGUUGAAUUUCUUGGG